GGGACCGGGCCGGCAACAGCCUGCUCGCUCGCUCGCGGGCGCGCUCACCUGAUGAAAGAGCGUCGUCGUCUGUCGUGUGCUGGAGGAUGUGAAGAAGAAAGCAGAAUUCGACAGAUCUGCAAGAGCUGAGGCAAGCCCAGGACUUGAGAAUUGCACAAGCGGACACUCUUAAUUUAUGUGGUCACGGAAUUGCUGGCUCGGAGCAGAGCUUUUAACCAGAACCUUGCUGCCUGCACUGCCUCGGCCUUCGCCUUGCGCCUGGCGCCCUUCUGCCUAUCAGCGACUCCGGAACGUCAGUGCCUGCUCUGGUCGAUGAUAACAGUUGACGAUUGACAGUCAGUCAGUCCGCUGAUUUGACGCCCGGAGACCCGAGAGGCGAGACACACAGACGCACACGCACACGCACACGCACCCUAAUACAAGAUAAGCAUCAGCUUGCCCCUUCAUUCUACAGUCUUGCUGCCGCCGUCUGUGCAGCCAAUCAAAAGGCAACCCCGGCGCUGGCCUGCACUCUCGCCGAGUCUACGUCGGGCCCGAGCGCGAGCAGAGUGACUGGAUCUUUACCCUGUGCUGGUCGUUGUUCAUGUGCCCCGGCAGCAGCAGCAGCAGCCUCUGCCUCUGCCUCUGCUCUUCGCGAACUCAGGAGAAUUUUACUGUUCCCGGGGCUGCUGCUGGAGAGAUGGCGGGGGAGGCUUUCGGCGCUGUGAUGAGGCUCGAGAACCUUUUGCGGAUGGGCAUGUUUUGGACGCUUGCUGUCAUUUACUCCUACGCGCAAUUGCUGCAUCAGAAGCUCUUCCGCUCGGGAAUCAUCUUUUCCAGGUCGCCACGAAUCGCCCCCGAUGGCGCGCGCCUUGUGUGUAUCGUUACCGGGGCUUCUUCAGGAAUUGGCAGAGCCACCGCCGAAGCUCUUGCCGUGCACGGAUACCAUGUUAUCCUUGCUGGACGGGCGAGGACGCGGUUGUUGGAGGUCGUCUGGGCUAUCAGGAGGAAGCACGACAAUGUGUCUCUCGAAGCGCUCGAGCUCGAUCUUUGCUCGGUCGGCUCUAUCCUUUCCUUCGUGGAUCAGGUCAAGAGCAUGUUGCAGGCCUCCCAGGGCUCCAAGGCUUUGCAGCUGCUCGUCAACAACGCGGGCAUCCUCGCGGGCUCGAGCAGAUGCACCGAGACGGGCUCUGACAGCAUGAUCACCAGCAAUUACUUGGGACCUUAUCUGCUGACCCAGCACCUCCUCCCGCAUUUCCACCAAGGCCAUCCUCGAGCCCGAAUUGUCAACGUCACGUCCUUCACUCAUCGCUGCGUCCGAGCAGGGAUCGUGGAUGAGAAACAGCUCGCUCGAGGCUCACUGGCCAAUUUUCCACUUCACAAGAGUUGGUACAGCCUCGCCCAAGUCUACGAGAAUUCUAAAUUCUGUCUUCUUCUGUUCACGUAUGAGCUCCAUCGCCGUUUCCACGACGGCACUGAUUCGUUCAAGCUCAGUGUGAUGGCUGCAGAUCCGGGUAUCGUCCGUACGAAUAUUAUGCGUGAGCUUCCGAGCUCUCUUGUCUCGUUUACGUACUUCGUUCUCGGCAUAUUGAGACUUCUUCAAGAUCCGUCGGACGGAUCGAAGGCCGUUCUCGAUGCUGCUCUUGCUCCUGAGGAUUUGUCCGGCGAAUAUUUCUUCGGUGGCAAUGGAAGGACUGUAAGAUCCUCUGCGCUGUCGUAUGACAAAGUACUCGCAAAGCAAAUCUGGAGACUCUCUAAUUCUAUUUGCCAAAGAGCGAUGGAAAAUGAAGAGCAAUGACGGGUUCAGUCCCUACUUUGCCGUCGAGACAGCGAUUAAAUUUCCAACGCCCCUAUUCGGAGCAAAUCCCGCGUUUGCCGCAUCCAUUAUACCGAGUUCUGGUAUUGGAAGCUCUCUCUAUAUUUUGAGCCCUCAGUUCUGACGAAACUGGUCGAGGGGCGCAGAGUGGAAACUCGAAGAAAUUUCUUGCUGGCACAAUCGCACGCGCGUUUCCUGAAAAAUUCUUCCUCGGGAUCGACACUUAGAGCAAGAUCCACAAGAUCAAAGAAUAUUUGCAGAACACCAGAGUUAGUUGCCUUCUUUAUAGCACGCUCCUCCUCAAAAAGCGCUUGAAUGAAUCCCUGAUUGUACACAAGUAGGAAGGGCACA
Marchantia polymorpha subsp. ruderalis is the source of this 2146-nucleotide messenger RNA. Lineage: Eukaryota; Viridiplantae; Streptophyta; Marchantiopsida; Marchantiales; Marchantiaceae. The record is from the annotation of a GenBank genome assembly.